Messenger RNA from Helianthus annuus (common sunflower), 360 nucleotides. RefSeq lists its product as uncharacterized. The coding region runs from base 1 to 360 and encodes 119 amino acids. NCBI's taxonomy places the organism in Eukaryota, Viridiplantae, Streptophyta, Magnoliopsida, Asterales, Asteraceae. The transcript has a single exon. The record is from RefSeq and is a predicted model, not a curated record.
AUGGUAAUGUUAAGUGGUACUAGAGUCAAGAACAAUAUUUACAUGUUAGAUUGUAAAAUUGUUGAUGGAGUAGCCGCUUUAGCAAGUGAAGAAGGAAAUGAUGAAGCCUUGAAAUGGCAUAAGAGACUUGGUCAUAUAAGUCAACAAGGCCUAAUUGAGUUGUCAAAACAAGUUCUUGGCGAGUUAAAGAACUGUGAUAUAAGUUUUUGUGAAAGCUGUGUUUUGGGAAAACAGAAAAGAGUAAAGUUCAGUAAAGGGAAACAUAUUUCUAUGGGAGUCUUAGAUUAUGUUCACUCUGAUCUAUGGGGGGCUGCUAGAACAGAAACUUUGGGGGUGGUAGAUAUUUCUUGUCAAUCAUAG